This is a messenger RNA of Ylistrum balloti, 1279 nucleotides long. RefSeq names its product ras-related and estrogen-regulated growth inhibitor-like. NCBI's taxonomy places the organism in Eukaryota, Metazoa, Mollusca, Bivalvia, Pectinida, Pectinidae. The transcript is spliced from 5 exons. Bases 279 to 938 code for a protein of 219 amino acids. Gene Ontology annotation, molecular function: GTP binding; GTPase activity. The record is from RefSeq and is a predicted model, not a curated record.
GGGAACACUUCACUCUAUCGGCACCUGGUGUUAGAGCGGUAUAAAUAGUGCACGGAUAGAGAGAGAGGGGGUCUGUAAUGGCAUCGACAAUCCUUCAGGAACAAGCAGAGCCGUGCAUUGUCCAUUAACGUUCUGUGCUCCUAUAUACUUCACCUGCUAAAAUCAUGGAAUCGUAACUGUAGGAAUUCCUGAAUGGAGAUGGUCCGACAAUUUACAAGUUUGGAUUGGUGAUUACGUGUGUGACUUGUCUCACACCUGUGUAGUGCCCCGGUUACAUUAUGAGCGGAGGGGGCGGUCUCAGCGACUCUCCCACGGGAGGCACAGGGGCGGGUCUCCGACCGUAUCUCAAGAGGAAAAAGUCGUCCUUUGGUGAUACAAAGAUCGCUGUUCUGGGACACGAGGGAACAGGAAAGAGUGCUUUAUCUGUCCGGUUUUUGACCAAGAGAUUUAUCGGAGAAUACGACCAGACAAUAGAAUCCAAAUACAAAUAUACUACAGUGGUCGACACAGAAUCCAUUACAUUCGAAAUCCUUGACACAAUCUCAAACAGAGAAGAUUGUGGAGCACGUGACGACGUAUUACGAUGGGGCGACGGCUUCAUGUUAGUGUAUUCUGUUGUCAGCCGGAAGUCAUUUGACGCCUUGCAGGAAGUGAAACGGAAAAUCGAGGACGCCAAGAAAGGCUCUCCGGCGCCAAUCUUGAUGGUUGGCAACAAAUGUGAUCUGGCGCACAUGCGUCAAGUAACAAAAGAUGAAGGUGAGAAACUGGCUCUAGAAUUCGGAUGUACGUUCGUGGAGGUUUCCGCUUCGGAGGAUGUCAGUCAGGUGACAGAAGCCUUCCAUGCCCUUUGUCGAGAGGUCAUCGAAUUCAAGCGAAGGUCAAGGACAUUUUUAGAUCGAGUGUUUGGUGCUUUUGGACGGGAGAAAGCAUCAUCCUGACAUCAUCCUGACAUCGAUCAAUCAUGUUUCUCAGUAAAAUUGCACAAAAAGUACAAUAUCGCUUUUCUGUGCACGUUUUAAAGAUUAGAUUCUGAGGAGUAACAUGUACGAGUGGUGAUAGCAUAUUGUGCUUGAUACAGACAAAGGGUUAUCUCCGCGGAGUUCAUUACAGCGCGUGAGUAGCCCAAGUUAUCAGGAACAACGUGUGCAUUACAAACACUUUUGUGAUUAGGACAGAUUACCAUGUAAAAUCUUGGUCUGAAGAUUGACGAUUACAGCAUAUCUUGUUUGAAAGAAUAUGUGUAUAUUUAUAUUUAUUAUUAAAUGUAUAUGAAUUGUUA